GAGAUCACAAAGAAAAAAAAAGACGCCUUCUGUUAUCUACGCUAUUCAUCAUUUAUAAACUUUUCCACAAAAGAUCAUGAAGACGAAAACCUCACCGCGUUGUUCUGCGACUUUCGUGUACGUAUUUAUCGUUCAAACCGGGACGACCGAGGCGAACAUCGACGGCUCCGAAUCAAAUAUUCAGGGACUCCAUCAAGAUUAAUGGGUCUACGUUUGCUUAUUGGCCGAAACACUUGCGCACGUUGUCGCUCCUGAAAUCGAAGGUUGGGACUCGCAAUUCCGUUCUUCGCUCCACGGUGAUCAAGGAUGCACAGUCCAGAGCCAAAUCGCGAGCCUGCCAUGUCGGAUUCGAACUCGAGGGUUGCUGCUGAUAUGGUUUGCAAUGGUGAUGCUAAAUCGGUUCUAACUGGGGUAGACUAUGCUGAAAUCAUUGUCAUACGUCACGGAGAAACGGACUGGAAUGCUGAUGGAAGAUAUCAGGGAACUCUGGAUGUUGAAUUGAAUGAAAUUGGGAGGCAGCAAGCAACUGCCGUGGGUGAAAGGCUAUCCAGAGAAGGUAAAAUCUCUGCAAUUUACUCAUCUGACCUAAAACGAGCUUUUGAGACGGCAAAUCUGAUUGCAACUGCUUGUGGUGGACUGGAGGUUAUAAAGGAUCCAGGUCUACGAGAAAGAAAUCUUGGGGAUCUUCAAGGCCUUCAGCCACAUGCUGCAGCUAGUGUCUGUCCUGAAGCCUAUAAAGCCCUUCAAUCGCAGAAGACGGAUCAAGAAAUUCCAGGUGGUGGUGAAAGUAUCGAUCAAGUUUAUCAGCGCUGCAAUAUGUGUUUGCGAAACAUCAGUGUGAAGCACAAAGGAGAGCGAAUAGUAGCAGUCACCCAUGGCAGUGUACUCCGAAGGCUUCACGAGCGAGCUUGCCCAAAUAAACAAUCUGUGAAGUUCCUGAAUACUUCCGUCAACAUUUUCCACUUGUCUGAUGGGCACAACUGGGUCUUCGAAUCUGGGGGUGAUGUUAGUCAUCUCAACCAAAUAGGAUAUCUGAGAACAGGGUUUGGUGGGGAUAGAACUUCUAGUUAGAUCAAAUCUCUAGGGUGCUUUUCCUGUACCAAUAAUUAGUUGUGGCGGGACCUACUGAGAAGCAUGAUUUAGUCCUUAUUGUCUUGAAAGCAUAAUUUCAUUCUUGGUUUGUACAUUAUGCGAUUCGUCCAAUUGAAGUCCUUGAAUCCUCAAUUUGCAAUA
Eucalyptus grandis is the source of this 1233-nucleotide messenger RNA. Its product is annotated as phosphoglycerate mutase-like protein 4. Gene Ontology annotation, cellular component: cytosol; cytoplasm. Bases 307 to 1071 code for a protein of 254 amino acids. NCBI's taxonomy places the organism in Eukaryota, Viridiplantae, Streptophyta, Magnoliopsida, Myrtales, Myrtaceae. The transcript has 7 exons. The record is from RefSeq and is a predicted model, not a curated record. Gene Ontology annotation, molecular function: phosphatase activity.